Messenger RNA from Maudiozyma saulgeensis, 1452 nucleotides. Lineage: Eukaryota; Fungi; Ascomycota; Saccharomycetes; Saccharomycetales; Saccharomycetaceae. The record is from the annotation of a GenBank genome assembly.
AUGCCAAAGAAAGCCGUUCUAUUGAAGUCUUUAACUAGGGGUAGAAUCCGUACCUCCUUUAACAAAUAUAAUUUAUUCAAUAUAUAUAAGAAAUCAAACCCAGAUUUUAAGACUAAGUCAUUAUAUCAACAGAAAUGGAAUGCUAAACAAGAAACAAGAGCAUAUCACGGUGAAUAUUUAACAGAAGGAAGAUGGAGCUCACUGUUUCAACCAAAAUUGGAAUCUGUUGCACAAUUAGAUGCAUCAUUACGUGGGGAUGGUAAAGUAAAAGAUACUCCAUUUUUAUCUCAAACAUAUGCAGUAUUGGAGAAAAGACUUGAUUUUGCUCUAUUUCGUGCAAUGUUUGCAUCAUCUGUUAGACAAGCAAGACAAUUUAUCUUGCAUGGUAAUGUUACAGUAAAUGGGCUUAAGAUACGUCAUCCAGGUUAUAUAUUGAAACCAGGUGAUUUGUUUCAUGUUAGACCAGACAAAGUGUUAGAGGCAUUAGGUGCAAGAAAACCAAGUCUUUCAGAAGCAUUAAAAGUCGAUAAAACUCAAAUUAUUUUAUGGAAUAAACAUGUUAAAGAAGCUAAAGAAAAUCCAAGAAAAGUAUGGGAUAAUAAAUUAAAUAAACAUAAGAAUUUACCAGAGGCAAAUCCAAAGAAAGAAUCCAUAACUACAUUUAUCGAAAAAUAUAAUACCAAAAUGGAAAAAAAUGAACAUGAUGAAUUGAAAUCUUGUACUCCAAAGAAUAUGUUGAUAAAGCUAUUGAAAGUUCAGGCUUCUAGAAAAGAUGAGGCCACACCUUUGACAAAGAAGGAUUUUGAAGGUGUUGUUGAAAAGAGCCCAGAAUUGAGUCAUGAUGUGUACAAAUGUUACGAUGCUCUAGAAAAGUCCAAAGAAAUCUCAUUGGAAAAGUUACAAGGAAAAUCUGUAAAGGAAUUAAACAAUGUGGCUGAAGGUCUUUUAUCUUUCACAUCAGAAAUGAAAGAGAAGUUAUCAGACAACUCAAAAGUUCUAAUCAGAUCUGGUAUGAAACAGUUAUCAGACUUGACGAAAGCUUAUUCUGAAUCAAUCAGAACAUUUUAUGAAACCAAUAAGGCUUCAGCAGAGACAAAUUAUAUUCCAUUUGAUCCAAAAUGGUCUAAUAAUUUGAGAUAUCAUGAAAAAGUUGAAUUCGAAAGUAUUGCAGAAGAUGAAAAACUGGCUUCUGAAUCCAUUAACUUACCUUGGCAAAAACAUGUCUAUGGCCGUCAAGACCCAAGAAAACCAUAUUUUACGCCAUGGAAACCAAGACAAUUUUUAGCACCUUUCGCAGUUUUGCCUCAUCAUUUAGAAAUUUCCUUCAAGACAUGUCAUGCUGUGUAUCUUAGAGAUCCAGUAGCUCGUCCUGGUCAUUCAGAAGUUAUUUCACCAUUUGACGACACCGUUCACGAAAGAGCCUACAUGUACUACGUCAGAAAGGGUAAAUAA